AUGGAAAAGUUAUUACAUUGGUCAAUUGCUCAACAAGCAGGGGAUAAAGAGGCUCUAUCUAAAAUAGGUACACCAGAUCCUAAAGCUUUAAACCAACUAUUUGGAGGUCCAGAUGAAGCAUCUUUGAUGAAAGAAAGUGUAAUGGUUGUGGAAAACCCUGAAGUUUCUAAUGAAGAUAAAAUCAUUGCAUUGGAAAACCUCGAAAUGUUGAUUGAAAAUUUAGAUAAUGCCAAUAAUAUCGAAAACUUAAAGUUAUGGUUACCUUUACUUAAUAUUUUAGGCAAUGAUUCUUAUAAUGAUGAGAUAAGAACAUUGAUUUUGAGUAUUAUUGGUAUUGCUGUUCAAAAUAAUAAUAAAUCUCAAUCUGAUUUCAACAAAUACGAUCAGGGUAUUAAAUUAUUAAUUGAACUAGGUGAAAAAAGUCAAGAUUUAGAUCUCAAAUUGAAAGCUUUAUUCGCAAUUUCGUCGUUUAUUAGAGACUAUAAGCCUGGUUAUGAGAAAUUUGAGCAAUUAAAUGGUUGGAAUUUAAUUACGUUGGAUAUAAAAGAUAAUAGUCCUAAAUUAAAUCUUCGUGUUUUAUCUUUAAUAGCAUCAAUUUUAUCAAAUGGUUUGAGUCCAAAUACAGAAGCACAUCUUAGAAAGAAUAAUAUUGGUCAUAAAUUAGCUAUACUUUUGAAUGAUGAUGCACAUCCUAAUUUAAUCGAUAAAACAUUAAAUAUAAUAUCAAAUUUAUAUCAUUUGAAGUAUGAAUUUACACCAGAAGAGAAAUAUGAAAUAGAUGCUGGGCUAGAAACAAUUGAGGGCUUGAGUGAUAGAUUGAAUUUAGAUGAUUUGGAGACAGCAAAAAUGUCGGUAAGUAAAUAG
Insectozyma verbasci is the source of this 864-nucleotide messenger RNA. NCBI's taxonomy places the organism in Eukaryota, Fungi, Ascomycota, Pichiomycetes, Serinales, Debaryomycetaceae. The record is from the annotation of a GenBank genome assembly.